Molecule: messenger RNA, 3438 nt
Organism: Electrophorus electricus (electric eel)
Lineage: Eukaryota; Metazoa; Chordata; Actinopteri; Gymnotiformes; Gymnotidae
Gene: senp7
Product: SUMO specific peptidase 7
Biological process (GO): proteolysis; protein desumoylation
Cellular component (GO): cytoplasm; nucleus
Molecular function (GO): SUMO-specific endopeptidase activity
Source: RefSeq, a predicted model, not a curated record
AAGGAAGUUUUCAUUCGGGAAAAUCGGCAACAAUCAUGUGCGGUUAGAUCCGUGUGUACGCGGUCUAUCGUUAGCUUUUAUUCCCAGGCAUUCUACGCCACUCUCGUCUUUUUUAUCCUGUUCUUCAGUAUAUAAUGAUUGUUUGGUUUACAAAGAGUGAUUACAUCAGUUUCUCUCAGACACGAUGCCACAUGACAAAGCUCAUAUACAUGACUUGAGCAACUCUGGCGGUGUUGUUAUGGAGCGAAGAAGAGCUUUGACAAUUUCACCUGUAGGAAAGCUUGAUAGCUACCGGUCUGGAAAUCCAUUACAAAUCCUCAAGAGAAGAGUUCCCUCUGGUGAAAAUGAGUGUACAGAUGCAGCAACAUAUGUAGGAAUGCACCCCAAGAUCCACUGGACACAGCUGGCUUCGAAUGGAGCCUCCUCUCAGCCCAUUCAGCAUCAUAACCGAAACCAAGCUGUAGGUCACAAUCAGAAUGACGCAACAUUGUUGGAUAUUAACAGGCGAGAGUUGAAAGUGAUUUUGACAGACGUGCUCCAGACAAAGGUGGGGCGGAGCUACUUGACUAGUUGUGGGAUUGAUUCCAAAAUAAAGGACCUGUCAGAGUGUAAAGGAGAAGCCAGAGAGAGGUGGCGUGACAGAAGACACUCAGCAGAGCAGAAAGUCAGAAAGGAAUGUAGUUCAUCUCGCUGGCAACAAAUGAACUUCUCAGACUUCUCAGACAAUACUACUAACAUUCUUUACACCAAACAGCUUGAAUCAGCCUCUGUUGAGAAAAAUGAUACGCACCCAGCCAAAGAAACCAAGUCUCCACUGUCGAAAAAACUCAAAAGAAUCCAUGAUUCGCCAGAACGAACAGAGCCAACUACUUCAGACGAAGUGGAAUUAUUUUCUGAAGAGCUUGUGAAUCAUCAUGGCGAGGACGACGAACUAUGUCCAGUUGAAGAAAGAGACUCUGCAAGCCCCCUUCAUUCUGAAGGGAUAGACGUAGCUGAGGGAGAGCAGAGUGUAAAAUCCAUGCUCAUGGAGACUCCAAGACGCAGUCCCUCACGUCUUAUGCUCCUGGGGCGCCGCCACAUAAUGGGACAUCCAAGGACGGAAGGACGUCCUAGUCAGCACAACACCAGUGAGGCAGAAAUGCAAGAAUACUCAGAAGAUGAGGGAGUAAGAGAGGAAGAACAGAAAAAAGAGGAACAUCAUCAAGACCAGAAUGGAGAAAUGAGAGAGGAUUGGGGAGGGGCCAGGAGGAGUGUCCUGCGCCUUUCAGCAGUUGGGAGCCAGCUGGGAUUGGCCGAUGGAGAGGUCCCACCCAAACGCAGUCAGCUGCACAGCUCUCUGGAUAAAACUAUCCUUAAUUCAAAAUGUGUGGAAGACAGAAAAGCCUCUCAACAACAUACACCUGAACCGAUUGUUCUUUCCAGUGAGGAAGAGGAAGAGAAGCAUGAAGAUAGCAGUACAUUACAACUCCAAACACUAGAGGGAGCUAAAGACACAGACACACCACAGAGUCUUGCACAUGCCACAGCAAGAAAAAAGAUUCCUUAUCCACAUGCUCAUACCUCAGACAUACACAUCCAGUCUUCAAGCUUUGUGGACUCCACCUUCAGGGGGACUACAGAGAUUGAGCUCCAGUUCUCUGCCCUCCACAUGGGUGGCCUCAGUGCCUUCAUCAGCGGACUUAUAAAGAUCACAGAUGACAUAAUCACGAUUAUAUUGAAAGGCCCUUCAGUAAAUGAGGUGAUGGCUUUCUUGCCGACAGCACAUGUGCUCAAUUACAGUGUGUGGACUGGGUCUGUGGUGCAGGACAGCAGAUUGGUUAAAAACAACGAAACCCCGCCCCCAUCUCUGCUCCUCCUUUGGCUUUCUGAAGCUCAGGCUCGGCACUUGUCCAGUGAUCUUUCUGUCAUUCAGCCAGGGAGGUGCCCAGCUGAAGGCAGCGUGUGUGUACUAUUGUGCGUGUCUGAGGAUUUGAAGGGAGUGCAGGGGGCCCUGCUUGCCUCGAUAAUGGACAUUGUGGGCCUCAGACACGGAACCACUAGCCUCCUCUCAUCACUCAGCCACUUGGAGAGCCUGAAGCUUCUGCAAAGUGAGCCACACUUGCUACAGCUGUUGCGGCCCCGAGCCGAAACGCACACCACCGCAUACGAGGGCUCCAUGGCUACGCAUGCAGCAAGGGACUCUGAAGUUCAGCCAAACUCAGUCUACACGCUUUGUCACAGCAGAGCCAAGGGUGCAUACAGCGUUUCCAUGGCGCCCAGACCUGGAGUAGUGUGGAGCCCGUACUGUCACCGUGGCCCUGCACACAGGCUGAUCCAGUUCCCACCACCACCAUCAAAAGGAGCCAUUACUGUGACUACAGAGGACCUGGAGUGCCUGGAUAGCGGGAAGUUCCUCAAUGAUGUCAUAAUUGACUUCUAUCUCAAGUACCUGCUGGUGCAGAAGGCACCUCUUUCGUCAGCGAGAAGGUCUCACGUUUUCAGUAGUUUCUUCUACAAACAGCUCACACGGCGUGACAACGCUAAUGAAGACAGCACCAACACACCAACCCUGCAUAGAAGGCACCAGCGUGUGAAGACAUGGACACGUCAUGUUGAUAUUUUUGAUAAAGACUUCCUGUUUGUGCCUGUCAAUCAAGAAGCUCACUGGUAUUUGGUGGUCAUCUGCUUCCCCGGGAUGAACCAGCCACAGUACGUGACUAGAGAACCCCAGGACUUUGUGCAAGAUGGGACUGAGAACUCCAGUGACUCCGCGUCUGGCAGUGAAGCUCAGGAGGUUAAUAAAUCCAGCGCUGAUGCGGACAGACAUUCAGAUGAAACUAGUUCAAGGUCUGAUUCUGCUCCUAGUCCACCAAACUGUACAGAAAAGACCUCUAAAUGGCAGACUGUAUGUAAGAGGCCCUGCAUUUUGAUUAUGGACUCUUUGAAGCUAUCUGUCCACGAGCGCAUUUUCAAGCUAUUACGCGAAUAUCUGCAGAUAGAGUGGGAGGUAAAAAGAGCAGGAAGAGAAGGAUCUCGAGAUUUCAGUGCGGAGUGGAUGGUAGGCUCGCACUGCAAAGUGCCCCUGCAGGACAACAGUAGUGAUUGUGGCCUGUAUUUACUACAGUAUGCAGAGAGCUUUUUACAGGAUCCUGUGGUGCACUUUGACCUUCCGCUGAAACUAGAGUCCUGGUUCCCACGGCAGCAGGUGCGAGAGAAACGGGAGGAGAUCCGGGACCUUGUGCUGUACUUGUACCGAGUUCAGCAAAGCUCGAAGGACAGAACUGAAACGGGAAAUAUCAUUCAGUAGUGUCAUGCGUUCAGAAGAAUAUGCUCAUUUUACAUUUUAUUUAUUGCCUGUAUAUCUUGUCCCUGUUCUUAGGCCUUUUAUAUGUUUUUAAGCUUUUGUACUCAUAAAUGCAAAACCACGUGUUUAGAAUGUAAUAAAUUUUUUAAAAUGAA